Eurypyga helias (sunbittern) is the source of this 1690-nucleotide messenger RNA. RefSeq names its product RAF proto-oncogene serine/threonine-protein kinase. The transcript is spliced from 15 exons. Gene Ontology annotation, cellular component: plasma membrane; mitochondrion; cytosol. The record is from RefSeq and is a predicted model, not a curated record. NCBI's taxonomy places the organism in Eukaryota, Metazoa, Chordata, Aves, Eurypygiformes, Eurypygidae. Bases 65 to 1690 code for a protein of 541 amino acids. Gene Ontology annotation, molecular function: ATP binding; protein kinase activity. Gene Ontology annotation, biological process: signal transduction; protein phosphorylation.
UGAUGUACUUCAUCCUGUUGUCAUAGGACUCUGUUGGCUUAAAGGAAAACUAAAGAUCGCAUCAAUGGAGCACAUCCAGGGAGCUUGGAAGACUAUCAGUAAUGGUUUUGGACUGAAGGAUUCCGUCUUUGACGGCCCAAACUGUAUUUCACCUACUAUCGUCCAGCAGUUUGGUUAUCAACGCCGGGCAUCUGAUGAUGGCAAAAUCUCAGAUACUUCCAAAACCAGUAACACUAUCCGUGUUUUCUUGCCCAACAAGCAGCGCACAGUGGUAAAUGUGCGGAAUGGGAUGACCUUACAUGACUGUCUGAGGAAGGCACUUAAAGUAAGAGGCCUGCAGCCAGAGUGCUGUGCUGUUUUUCGACUUCUUACUGAGCCGAAAGGAAAAAAAGUGCGUUUGGAUUGGAAUACGGAUGCUGCCUCCUUGAUUGGAGAGGAACUGCAAGUAGACUUUCUUGAUCACGUUCCACUCACUACACACAAUUUUGCUCGGAAGACCUUUCUAAAGCUUGCGUUCUGUGACAUCUGCCAGAAGUUCCUGCUAAAUGGGUUUCGGUGUCAGACGUGCUGUUAUAAGUUCCACGAGCACUGCAGCACUAAAGUGCCAACCAUGUGUGUCGACUGGAGCAAUAUCAGGCAACUCUUAUUGUUCCUAAAUUCAAAUAUCAGUGACAGUGGUGUCCCUGCACUACCUCCCUUGACAAUGAGACGGUUGCGGGAGUCUGUCUCCCGGAUACCUGUUAGUUCCCAGCACAGGUAUUCUACACCUCAUGCCUUCACAUUCAACACAUCAAAUCCUUCUUCUGAGGGCUCCCUUUCCCAAAGACAGCGAUCUACAUCCACGCCAAAUGUCCAUAUGGUUAGCACUACGAUGCCUGUGGACGGCCGGAUAAUUGAGAAUAACAGCCUGAAUGCUUCUCCCAGUUCCUGGUGCAGACGAUUUUGUUUGAGGGGAAGAGAUGCAAUUCGAAGCCAUAGUGAAUCAGCUUCACCUUCUGCUCUGUCUGGAAGUCCUAACAAUAUGAGCCCCACUGGCUGGUCCCAGCCCAAAACCCCAGUCCCAGCCCAAAGAGAAAGAGCCCCUGGAUCCAACACACAAGAAAAAAACAAAAUUAGGCCUCGUGGACAGAGAGAUUCCAGUUAUUACUGGGAAAUAGAAGCAAGUGAAGUCAUGCUUUCUACCAGAAUAGGGUCAGGUUCUUUUGGGACAGUUUACAAAGGCAAAUGGCAUGGGGAUGUAGCAGUGAAGAUACUAAAGGUUGUAGAUCCAACCCCAGAACAGUUCCAGGCUUUCAGAAAUGAAGUGGCUGUAUUAAGGAAGACCCGGCAUGUUAACAUUUUGCUCUUCAUGGGCUACAUGACUAAGGAUAACCUGGCCAUUGUCACACAGUGGUGUGAAGGAAGCAGCCUGUAUAAACACCUGCAUGUUCAAGAGACCAAGUUCCAAAUGUUCCAGCUCAUUGACAUUGCUCGGCAGACUGCCCAGGGAAUGGACUAUUUGCAUGCAAAGAAUAUCAUCCACAGAGACAUGAAAUCCAAUAAUAUAUUUCUUCAUGAAGGCCUCACUGUGAAAAUAGGAGACUUUGGUCUGGCAACUGUAAAAUCCAGGUGGAGUGGAUCUCAGCAGGUGGAACAGCCCACUGGUUCAAUCUUGUGGAUGGUGAGCAAACAUUUUGCUGCUUUUCAGUAG